GACUUUUGGAGACUUUUGCAACUGCGACUUUUUGGUAACUCAGGAAAGUUCCUCUUGCUCUUCGGCCACCUGGACCCCCUGUGCAUGGCACGCGAAUGUCGUUAAAGACCUGAGCGCGUGCACUACAACCACUUGUCAAGAUGGAUUUGACUUCGGAUUUUGCGACCUUUCGCGAUUCGGUCCAGACAUCUGUCGUCAAUGUGACAAGGACCGCAACUCAAGUCUCAAAUCAAGAUCUGAGUUUCCACCGCUCAUCGAGUGAAAAGCUGUCACGGGCUCUCGAGCGCCAAAAUGCCCAUUUGCUUCGCUUGACCAGUAAUUUACUCAAAGCGGCUGCCAAAGACACCAAUCUUAAAGCCCCGGGGCUCAAGGACCAAGAUGACAUCGACGACAACUGGCGCAGGAUAGUGGAUGUCGUUGAUGACCUUCUUGAAAAGGCGGAUUCUGCUCUCGAUGAGUAUUCUGGUGUAAUCAAGCGCCAGAGUCCUGGUCAAGAUCCAGAACCUCCCGUCAAGCGUCUCAAGACCGGAAAGGGCCCUCAAUCAUGGUCCUCUGAGGUUACCGAGAAACCCCAGCAAUUCUUCGAGAGACAAGUCGAUAAUGCUGAGACGAAGCCCUGGAAACCUUUACUCAAACAAAAACCACAUGCCACUGUUCCCCUAGAGGAGAGCAUUGGGGACGAGGACACUGGGUACAAACACCCGUACCUUCAUGAGAUCGAGCAAUAUGCCUAUCCUCCUUCUGUAUACCAGACUAGUCCUCCUAUACCAUUCGCUCCACCAGAGCAAAGCGAGCCCAUUUUUAUUGAUACUGAGGAAGGUGUAAGAGACAUGCUGGAAGAGCUGAAAGGGGCUUCAGAGAUUGCGAUUGACCUUGAACACAACGACCAGCGCUCAUACGUAGGUAUGGUGUGCCUCAUGCAAAUCAGUACUCGGGACAAAGAUUGGAUCAUCGACACUUUGAAACCGUGGAGGGAGAAUCUCCAGAUUCUGAAUGAAGUCUUUGCGGACACAAAGAUUCUGAAAGUGUUUCACGGCUCGAACAUGGACAUCAUCUGGCUUCAAAGAGACCUUGGCUUAUACGUUGUUGGUCUCUUCGAUACCUAUCACGCGUGUUGCGCCCUCCAAUUUCCGGGCAAGGGUUUGAAGCAUCUGCUGCAUCAGUUUGCCAACUUCGAGGCUCAGAAGCAGUAUCAAACUGCCGAUUGGCGAGUUCGCCCCCUGCCGAGAGAACUGAUUGAUUAUGCCCGUUCAGACACUCAUUUUUUGCUCAACAUAUAUGAUAAUCUGCGGAACAUGCUCAUCGAAAGAUCUACGCCGAACGAUAAUUUGACGGAUUUUGUACUGACUCAGUCCAAGAAAGAAGCUUUGCAAACCUACGAGCGUUCAGUGUAUGACAUGGAAUCGGGUCGUGGCCCGCUCGGCUGGCUGGGACUACUUCUGCAACGGACAGUCAGAUUUGACAAUGAGCAAUUCGGUGUAUUCCGUGCCGUCCACGAGUGGCGGGAUCGGAAAGCACGAGAAUUGGAUGAAGGCCUUCAAUACGUCCUGCCAAAUCGUGUCCUGUGGCAAAUUGCCGAGACUAUGCCUACUUCAAACUUCAACUUCAACGCGGUCUUCAGGGGCCAUCUACCCAAACCGGUCUUGGACCACUUGCCUGAGAUUAUCGACGCUGUAAAGAGAGGCAAAUUCGAGGGGCGUGCGGGUCCUUCUGUGCAGGAGGUUUUGAAGCAUAAUGAAGAGGUUUAUGGAAUUGCUCCACGACGAAUCAGGGAGAAAAAGGAGCCUGCGACCACAAUACGUGGGCUGGGUGCAACGUUGAAGGAACUGAUUGCCAGUGGCGAUGUCGGUGCUUCGUCAGCCUCUUUGAACUAUGAUGGCGCCGGUGAAGUUGAAGCGCCAGUCGCCGCACGAUCUUUGGCAUCGCUUUUAUGGGGCCAGAUAAGGCCACAACAUGCACAGCUACCUGCAGAAUUAGGGGCAGUGGCGGGUGCUUUGCAGUCUGUCUUGCCCUUGUUACCUGCUGUCAUGGAGAGUCAAGAUGAAGACGUCGUCCUAGAACAAGGCAGCGCAACGAACGCCGCCCCAGCUCUUCCUGCGCCUACGCCUUCUGCAAGCGCGGCCUCUGCUGCCCCAGCACAGGCACAACCUCGUUCCAAGGCACGGGAGAUCUUCACGCUCAAAGACACAGCCAACGCAAAGAAGCGUAAAGCCGAUGAGUCAGAAGCUACCGAGGACCUGCCAAAGAUGCCAGCCGCGUCAACGGCUAACGGCUCCAUAAGCGAGGCACCGGCCUUACAGAACCCUGAGUACGAGUCCAAACGUGAGGCCAAGAAGCAGAAGAAAGCGGAGAAGAAGGCGAAGAAGGAAGCCGAGAAGCUCGCCCAGGAAAAUGCGGCCAAGGCGGCACAACCGUUCGAUUAUGCAGGAGCCGAAUCUCUUCUGACUUCACAAACACAACAAGGAGCACCGGCAGAUGCUGAUGGAAAGGCCGGCAAGAAGAGAAUGAAUCCCUUCGCGAAGGCGUUGGAUACUAGCACAGGUGCGCGAAGAGGAAAGAUGGGCAAGGAGCUGGCCGGUAAGAGCAUGACAUUUACGUCUUAAGGACGUCGGUGGCAACGCGCGAGCGCACUGUGUCGCAAGCGAACAAAGUCAUCAUGCGAAAACGAAAAGAAAAACGGUAUCUUACAUAUCAGCAUCCUUGGGAUUUAUGAACUUGGGCGGACAUGGAGCGUGAAAUUGCAAUCCCGUUAUUGCAAAUCCUGGAAGGUUUCAAAAAGUCACCAUUCUGCGGGUUCUGUAGGUGCUGAAUUUCGGCAAUGAGCACAAUUGAAUUUGCUUUACACCCCUUCUCGUCUGCCCAGACUUCUUGGGCGACCAGAGCCAGAUAGGAAAAACCAAAGUAUGGUCGAAGCAGAGCCAGUGGUAUUCCCGGUAAUAGAUAAAAUCCUUCAGACGGGUCCAUAAGACACCCGAAUCCUAUUACUGGUAUAUCAAUCAACGAUGCGAACUUGCCUUCCCUCAACUUGCGAAAGCGCGCCGUCUACUAAGCAGACGCAUGUCCUCCUAUAUGCGCGAUAGUCCUGAAGUCAAGGUCUCGGAAGACGUCCGAUCGCUGAAGAGUACGACAUCCCGAGCAGCAAGAUUUGGAUUGUAAUGGUAUGUGCGGAAUCUCAAGUUGGUGGAACGCAGGCACUCCGGGCAAGAAACAAGGGGACAAAACACAGAAGGGCAUGAUCAUCAUCCUGCGUAACACUAAUCCUGACCGAACUUGAUUCCUCACACGGCCAUCUCGGCUUGCAGCUUGCGGAGCUCUUCUUCCUCGUCCUCCUCGACGGUCGAGGGCUUGUUGCC
This is a messenger RNA of Exophiala dermatitidis NIH/UT8656, 3353 nucleotides long. Its product is annotated as exosome complex exonuclease Rrp6. The transcript has 2 exons. Gene Ontology annotation, biological process: nuclear polyadenylation-dependent rRNA catabolic process; nuclear polyadenylation-dependent snRNA catabolic process; histone mRNA catabolic process. Gene Ontology annotation, molecular function: 3'-5'-RNA exonuclease activity; nucleotide binding; nucleic acid binding. NCBI's taxonomy places the organism in Eukaryota, Fungi, Ascomycota, Eurotiomycetes, Chaetothyriales, Herpotrichiellaceae. The record is from RefSeq and is a predicted model, not a curated record. Gene Ontology annotation, cellular component: nucleolus; nuclear exosome (RNase complex). Bases 141 to 2603 code for a protein of 820 amino acids.